This is a messenger RNA of Scomber scombrus (Atlantic mackerel), 1503 nucleotides long. RefSeq lists its product as uncharacterized. The record is from RefSeq and is a predicted model, not a curated record. The transcript has 4 exons. NCBI's taxonomy places the organism in Eukaryota, Metazoa, Chordata, Actinopteri, Scombriformes, Scombridae. Bases 53 to 1075 code for a protein of 340 amino acids.
GUCAAACCUGCCUGGCAACUUUGACAUAUCUGUCUCUGAAUUGGAAAGAACCAUGUGUGAGUUCUUCACUAGAAUUGACAUACUAGGGAGGUGCGGGAAAAUGGUCCCUGUUCUGUUAAAACCUUCAUUCGUGUCAGCAUUGGAGCUUCUUGUGAAUGUUCGUGAAACAUGUGGAGUCCCCAGUAAGAAUCUUUUCCUAUUUGGCCGACCCAGGUCACUGACUGCCUACAACGGCUCUGACUGCAUACAAAAAUAUGUCAGAGAGUGCGGUGCUAAAGACCCUGAAGCACUGAAAUCGACAAAGAUCCAAAAGCAUUAUGCAACAAUGCUGCAGCUGAUCAAUCUGGACGAGAAUGAAGCCGACCAAAUAUUGGGCCCUAUUAAUCAAGUCCGAACACUACGACAGAGUUGUGGUAUGCAGCUGGAUGAUGUCCAAAUGGACUCCGAAGAGAGAUUACAACCUGCAAGAGGACAUCAAGCUGAGUCAUGGGAUCAGAGCGAAUUUUUUGGUGCAUGCUACGCCCAAGGAGAUUUUUAUCAUGAACAAGCACAUGGAGCAACGGCAGGCACCAGCAUGACUGUACCACCAAAAUCUGGCAACUCAGGCAAAAAAGAGAGAUUAGAACCUGCAAGUGGACAUCAACCUGCAUCGUGGGAUCAGAGUGAACUUUCUGGUGCAUGCUACGCUCAAGCUGAUUUUUAUCAUGACCAAGCACACGGAGCAACGGCAGGCACCAGCAUGACUGUACCACCAAAAUCUGGCAACUCAUGCAAAAAAGGUUCUCAUAGUCAGUGCAAACACAAAUGGGAGGAGGCAGAAGUUUGUGCCGUAGAAAGACACAUGAUGCGCUUCAUUCAAGGACACAAGGUACCUCAGAAAAAUGACUGCAUUCAGUGUCUUGAGGCUGAACCAAAAGCACUGAGGACCCGUUCCUGGAAAGGUGUAAAAGACUACGUUCGAAACAGGAUCACCGCUCUAAAAAGACAAAGUGGCACCUACCAAACGUUAUCCACAAACAGUAACUGGCCCGGGCAAAUGGAACCACAAAGGACUGGACAUUUUCAGCAGCUGUAGACUCUCUCACUCCCACUUCUAUUUUACCCUCCACCUCCCUCUUGCCUUGUUUGUCUUUCAUUCCUCAACAGUCUCCCUCUCUGUCUCUUAUACAACAUUGGGAGCAUUUCCGUCCUUUAGGAUGGCCAAGAAGACAUUUUUUAUUUGUUGUUUUAUGUUACUGUCAGUCAUUCUUACUUUGUGUGAUUCUGCAGUAUAUACAUCUCCCUGUGGUUUAGCUUCAUUUUAAGAAGUUGACACACAACAUUUCAUAAGUACUGACAGAUGAUGUGUAAUACAGAUGUAGCUGAUGUCUGACUUUUACAUUGUUGGAGCUGACCAUCUUUGACCAAGUUAUCUGGUGUACUGUGUUUUGUUAUUCAGUUUGACUUUGUAUAACAAUUUAUCAACAAUAAAGUGCCAACAAAAAUGUCUUACUAAUUUAUGUC